Molecule: messenger RNA, 2455 nt
Organism: Chiloscyllium plagiosum (whitespotted bambooshark)
Lineage: Eukaryota; Metazoa; Chordata; Chondrichthyes; Orectolobiformes; Hemiscylliidae
Gene: mettl26
Product: methyltransferase like 26
Source: RefSeq, a predicted model, not a curated record
UGGACUACGGUUCCCAGAGUUCCGGGCGGCCGAGGGGGUUGAGGGGCAGCGCGAAGUUUGUGGCGGAGACUGGCUCCUGCUCUCUCCCUGUUUCUCCGGAGCUGCUCCCGCUCCGGCCUCAGGAUGAUCGUGGCCCCGGCGGCCGAGAGGAACAAGGAGCCGAUCCUGGCUGUUAUCCGGCAGCAGCUGUGCUCCCGAGGCCGGGCCCCUGCUCUGGCGCUGGAGUUAGCCUCGGGAUCCGGGCAGCACCUGGUGCACUUCGCCCAGGCUCUGCCCAGUGUGUUGUGGCAGCCGUCUGAAGUGGAGCCCCGGGCCCUGGAGAGCAUCUCGGCAUAUAUUGCAGCAACGAAAGUGUCAAACGUAGAGCAGCCACUUAACAUUGACUGUUCGCAGAGUUGGGAGACCUGGGGAGGAUUGAAGCCAAAUUCGUUUGAUCUUAUUGUAAAUAUUAACAUGAUUCACAUCACAGAGAUAAAGUGCACUGAGGGCCUGUUCAAAGGUGCUGGCCAAUUGCUAAAACCAGAGGCCUUACUCGUCACGUAUGGCCCCUACGCGAUCAAUGGUGUGAUUACUCCACAAAGCAACAUAGAUUUUGAUUUGAGUUUGAGGCAAAGAAAUCCAAGCUGGGGUCUGAGAGACAUAAGCUUGUUAAAGAAAUUGGCUGAAGAAAAUGGGAUGACGUUCAAGCAGAUGGUUGACAUGCCAGCCAAUAAUAAAUGCGUGAUCUUCCAGAAAUGGUCAACUGUAUAGCAGUCAUUCUCACCUGCACUUUUAAGACUUAGGGAAGCAAUGCAAUGUUUAAUUCUGAAUUAUUGUACCAAUCUGUCAUGAUAUGGAAGCACUGUUAAACCUCUUUUAACUAGUUCAACUAAACCAAAUAGCUGACUUUGAUUAAGAUUAAUACAGUGACUGACUGAUUCGUUUUCCAAGAAUUGAAAAUGAUUGAAUUAAAUUUUUCAUUUAUGCUUGAAAGUAUACAGACCCAUUAGAAUGAAUUAUUUUGAAUAGCUCUGAAUUAAAUUGUCUUUUUAAUUGUAAAAAAGGGUGUGUAUGUUUGAGGAGCAGACUUGCUCUCCCACACCCUGUGCCUCACCCAUGUUAUUACAAGCAGGCUGCGUGUCACACUCUGUCCUUGAUGGUUUUUCUAAUCAUACAAAGCAUGAGGUGGGAGGAAGUUACCAGCUUUCAUCCCGGUUUCCAAGUCUAAAGCUGUAAAUUGAGACCUUGCUAUUGUGUCCAACGGCUCUACCAAUUUCUGGUUGAUAACAGUAACUUGCUAAAAGAGGAAUUCCUAUAUGUUCAUAUAGCGUAUGUUUGUUGUUACUUUGGAAUAUGCUCAGUGUCUGCAUUUGAUGUGGCUUGCACUGAAACAGCCUGUAAUUCAGUGAAUCCAGAAUUGUAUGUGUUGAUGUAAUUCUUGAAGGAAAACAAACCAUCUUUCAUGUAAUUGAGUGCCUUUGAUCAGUAUUGUACUGUGACCAAGAUUCUGAUAUGUGUAAAAUACAUCGCCUUUGUUCGAUAUUGUAUGAUGACUGAGUUUCUGAUAUAUAUAAAUAUAUUACCUUUGAUUGAUAUUGUACUGUGACCAAGUUUCUGAUAUAUGUAAAAUAUAUUGCCUUUGAUCGGUAUUGUACUGUGACCAAGUUUCUGAUAUAUGUAUAUUACAUCUAAAAAAGAAACCUACUGUGCCCUGCCCUCACAUCUGUGGCUUUACAGUGACAGAGUGGGGGAGAGCCAGAGGGUAUUGCUGCUCUGGGACCUCGGUGCUCUAGCCUUAUUUUAUUGUGGCCUGUUAUCUGUAGAUUUCUACUGGAUAUGUAUUUAUUAGUACAAAAUUGCUGGAAAAAAUGUAUUUUGUUGGAACUUUUCAUCUUGCCCUCGUCAGGACAAUUUGUAAGAAUACCAAUUCGGGGAAACAAACUGUAGAGGUGCUGCCAUGGAAAAGGCACCAAUUAACAAUGAUUGACAGUUAAAUUUAAACAAACCUGGCAGUUAAAAUGUCUCAUUUGCAUCCUAGGCCCAGUUACCACGAGCUAUUUCACCCACAACCUUCCUUCCAUUGUCUGAAGUAGAGCUGUUUGUUAAUGGUUGUGUUCUCCAACUCCAUUCUCGAUUCCUGAAAUAAUGAAACAAUCCUUGCCCAUGUACAGCAUCUUCCACAGUCUCCAAACUUUAGUGGGAAUGCUGCUGAUUGGCUAAUGUUUUCAACUGCGUGGAAACUCUGAGGUCUGUGAGUGGCAGCAAGUUCCAGAACACCAAUCGCUGAUAAGAGACAAGUAAUGUUUUCCAGGCAAUUAUAUUGCACAAUGACUUUCUGAGGGCGAACACUUUUCCUUGACAAAUUAAAGCAUUAACAUGUUUGGGUCUUUCAUCAGCAACAUCACUGGAGGUGUGAAAGGAGCAAAUCCCUGAUCCAAUUUGACUGGACUGUGUAAUUCCAUCUCUUGACCACCCA